CGGGCGAGGGGCGCAGCGAGCUGAGGCGGCGGCCUGCGUGGAGCCCGCGAGCUGGGGCCGCGGCCCGCACCGGCGAGAAUUACAGAAUCUCUACUGAGAAGAAAAAAAAUGUUUGCUGCAAGGCCUAAUGCUUGGCAGAAACAAUUGCUACCAUUUGCAUCGUAGAAUUCUCAAGAUGUUACUUCUUAGAGCUUGUUCCUGGAAACCUGAAUUCCUUUGUGGGAAUGGAGUUGAUGGCAGCACGCCCUGGACGUCUCUGCGCUGCCAGUAGUCCUGAGGCAGAACCGCAGAGAAGCAAGAAAAUGGACUCCCUUCUACAGUCUGCAGUGUGAGCAUGUGCCAGAGUUUGCAACCUGUUGGAAGAAAACAACAUCAAGACCAUCAUUGAAUGUCUAAAAUACAUUUGUACUGGCGAUUUUCCUCCUGGAACCAAAGGAAAUACAUUUGUUCAUGAUCCCAAGGUUGCUCAAGAAACAGAUGUUAGAGCCCAGAUUCGUCUGCGGUUUCGUGAUGUCAAUGGAGAACUUAUAGCUGUGCAGAGAGCUAUGGUGUGUACUCAGAAAAGCAAAAAGACGGAAUUUAAAACCCUGGAAGGAGUCAUUACUAGAACAAAGCAUGGUGAGAAGGUCAGUCUCAGCUCUAAGUGUGCAGAAAUUGACCGAGAGAUGAUAAGUUCUCUUGGUGUUUCCAAGUCUGUGCUAAAUAAUGUCAUUUUUUGUCACCAAGAAGACUCUAAUUGGCCUUUAAGUGAGGGAAAGGCCCUGAAGCAAAAAUUUGAUGAGAUUUUUUCAGCAACAAGGUACAUUAAAGCCUUGGAAACACUUCGGCAGGUACGUCAGACACAAGGUCAGAAAGUAAAAGAAUGUCAAACAGAAUUAAAAUAUUUGAAGCAAAAUAAGGAAAAAGCUUGUGAGAUACGUGAUCAGAUUACUAGUAAGGAAGCCCAGUUAACAUCAUCAAAGGAAAUUGUCAAAUCCUAUGAGAACGAACUUGAUCCAUUGAAGAAUCGUCUAAAAGAAAUUGAACAAAAUCUCUCUAAAAUAAUGAGACUUGACAAUGAAAUUAAAGCCUUGGAUAGCCGAAAGAAGCAAAUGGAGAAAGAUAAUAGUGAACUGGAACAGAAAAUGGAAAAGGUUUUUCAAGGGACUGAUGAGCAACUAAAUGACUUAUAUCACAAUCACCAGAGAACAGUAAGGGAGAAAGAAAGGAGACUGGUAGACUGUCAGCGUGAACUGGAAAAGUUAAAUAAAGAAUCAAGGCUUCUCAAUCAGGAAAAAUCAGAACUGCUUGUUGAGCAGGGUCGUCUACAGCUACAAGCAGAUCGGCAUCAAGAACAUAUCCGAGCUAGAGAUUCAUUAAUUCAAUCUUUGGCAACACAGCUAGAAUUGGACGGCUUUGAGCGUGGACCAUUCAGUGAAAGACAUAUUAAAAAUUUUCACAAACUUGUGAGAGAGAGGCAAGAAAGGGAAGCAGAAAUUGCCAGCCAACUGAUGAAUGACUUUGCAGAAAAAGAGACUCUGAAACAAGAACAGAUAGAUGAGAUAAGGGAUAAGAAAACUGGACUGGGAAGAAUAAUUGAGCUAAAAUCAGAAAUCCUAAGUAAGAAGCAGAAUGAGCUGAGAAAUGUGAAGUAUGAAUUACAGCAGUUGGAAGGAUCUUCAGACAGGAUUCUUGAACUGGACCAGGAGCUCUCAAAAGCUGAACGUGAGCUAAGCAAGGCUGAGAAAAACAGCAAUGUAGAAGUUCUAAAAACAGAAGUAAUAAGCCUUCAAAACGAGAAAGCAGACCUAGACAGGACCCUGCGUAAAUUGGACCAGGAGAUGGAACAGUUAAACCAUCAUACAACAACACGCACCCAGAUGGAAAUGCUGACCAAAGACAAAGCUGACAAAGAUGAACAAAUUAGAAAAAUAAAAUCUCGACACAGUGAUGAAUUAACUUCAUUGUUAGGAUAUUUUCCCAACAAAAAACAGCUUGAAGACUGGCUUCAUAGUAAAUCAAAAGAAAUUAAUCAGACCAGGGACAGACUGGCCAAAUUGAACAAAGAACUAGCUUCGGCUGAGCAAAAUAAAAAUCAUAUAAAUAAUGAACUAAAAAGGAAAGAAGAGCAGUUGUCCAGUUAUGAAGACAAGCUGUUUGAUGUUUGUGGUAGCCAGGACUUUGAAAGUGAUUUAGAUAGGCUUAAAGAAGAAAUUGAAAAAUCCUCAAAACAGCGAGCCAUGCUAGCUGGAGCUACAGCAGUUUACUCUCAAUUCAUUACUCAGCUAACGGAUGAAAACCAGUCAUGUUGCCCUGUCUGUCAGAGGGUUUUUCAAACAGAAGCUGAAUUACAGGAAGUCAUCAGUGAUUUGCAGUCUAAGCUGCGGCUUGCUCCAGAUAAACUCAAGUCAACAGAAUCAGAACUAAAGAAAAAAGAAAAGCGGCGUGAUGAAAUGCUGGGACUUGUCCCUAUGAGGCAAAGCAUAAUUGAUUUGAAGGAAAAGGAAAUACCAGAAUUAAGAAACAAACUGCAGAAUGUCAAUAGAGACAUACAGCGCUUAAAGAAUGACAUAGAGGAACAGGAAACGCUCUUAGGCACAAUAAUGCCUGAAGAAGAAAGUGCUAAAGUUUGUCUGACAGAUAUUACAAUUAUGGAGAGGUUCCAGAUGGAACUUAAAGAUGUUGAAAGAAAAAUUGCACAACAAGCAGCUAAGCUGCAAGGACUAGACUUGGAUAGAACUGUUCAACAAGUAAACCAGGAAAAACAAGAAAAACAACACAAAUUAGAUACAGUUUCCAGUAAGAUGGAAUUGAAUCGUAAGCUUAUACAGGACCAGCAGGAACAGAUUCAAUACCUAAAAAGUACAACAAAUGAACUUAAAUCAGAGAAACUUCAGAUAUCCACUAAUUUACAACGUCGACAGCAAAUGGAGGAACAGACUGUGGAAUUAUCCACUGAAGUUCAGUCCUUAUCCAGAGAGAUAAAGGAUGCUAAAGAGCAGUUAAGCCCUUUGGAAACAAUAUUGGAGAAGUUCCAACAGGAAAAAGAAGAAUUAAUCAACAAAAAAAAUAAAAGCAACAAAAUAGCACAGGAUAAAAUGAAUGAUAUCAAAGAAAAGGUUAAAAAUAUUCAUGGUUAUAUGAAAGACAUUGAGAAUUAUAUUCAAGAUGGGAAAGAUGACUAUAAGAAGCAAAAAGAAAAUGAACUUAAUCAAGUAAUAGCUCAACUAAGUGAAUGUGAGAAACACAAAGAAAAUAUAAAUAAAGAAAUGGGAAUCAUGAGACAAGAUAUUGAUACACAGAAGAUCCAAGAGAGAUGGCUACAGGAUAACCUUACUUUAAGAAAAAGAAAUGAGGAACUAAAAGAAGUUGAAGAAGAAAGAAAACAGCAUUUGAAGGAAAUGGGUCAAAUGCAGGUUUUACAAAUGAAGAAUGAACAUCAGAAGUUGGAAGAAAAAAUAGACAAUAUAAAAAGAAAUCACAGUUUGGCAAUAGGACGACAGAAAGGCUACGAGGAAGAAAUUAUUCAUUUUAAAAGAGAACUUCGAGAACCUCAAUUUCGGGAUGCAGAGGAAAAGCACAGGGAAAUGAUGAUUGUUAUGAGAACAACAGAGCUUGUGAACAAGGAUCUUGACAUUUAUUAUAAGACCCUUGAUCAAGCAAUCAUGAAAUUUCACAGUAUGAAAAUGGAGGAAAUCAACAAAAUUAUACGUGACCUUUGGCGAAGUACCUAUCGUGGACAAGAUAUUGAAUACAUAGAAAUUCGGUCUGAUGCCGAUGAAAAUGUAUCCGCUUCUGAUAAAAGGCGGAAUUAUAACUACCGCGUGGUGAUGCUAAAAGGAGACACAGCCUUGGAUAUGAGAGGACGAUGCAGUGCUGGACAAAAGGUACUGGCCUCACUCAUCAUUCGUCUGGCGUUGGCUGAAACAUUCUGCUUGAACUGUGGCAUCCUUGCCUUGGAUGAGCCAACAACAAAUCUUGACCGAGAAAACAUUGAGUCUCUUGCACAUGCUCUUGUUGAGAUAAUUAAGAGUCGCUCACAGCAGCGUAACUUCCAGCUUCUGGUCAUCACUCACGAUGAAGAUUUUGUAGAGCUCUUAGGCCGCUCUGAAUAUGUGGAGAAAUUCUACAGGAUUAAGAAGAACAUCGAUCAGUGCUCAGAGAUUGUGACAUGUAAUGUUAGCUCCCUGGGUUCUUACGUUCAUUAAAAAUAGUCAAGAUUUUGCCUUAAAAAUA
This is a messenger RNA of Canis lupus familiaris (dog), 4215 nucleotides long. It is a transcript of the gene RAD50, whose product is annotated as RAD50 double strand break repair protein. The record is from RefSeq and is a predicted model, not a curated record. Gene Ontology annotation, molecular function: ATP hydrolysis activity; double-stranded telomeric DNA binding; G-quadruplex DNA binding. Bases 546 to 4187 code for a protein of 1213 amino acids. NCBI's taxonomy places the organism in Eukaryota, Metazoa, Chordata, Mammalia, Carnivora, Canidae. Gene Ontology annotation, biological process: chromosome organization involved in meiotic cell cycle; telomere maintenance via recombination; telomere maintenance via telomerase. Gene Ontology annotation, cellular component: Mre11 complex; condensed nuclear chromosome; nucleus. The transcript has 28 exons.